ACCGCGGUUAGCCCCGCCCCCGGGUCUGGCCUGGCAGCCCGGUGACGACAUCCGAGUGAGUGGAGUAGAGAGUCCCCGGACUGGAGAGCGCCGGCCCCGGGAGAGACAUGCGGACUGUGGGGCUGCUGCUCGUCCUGCUCCAGCUGUCCGUGCCGCCGCCACUGCACGCCAAGGAGUGUGAGAAGCCGUGUGUGAACGGAGUCUGCCAGAGCAGCAGCGGACAGUGCCUGUGUGAUCCCGGCUGGACCGGAGAACAGUGCCAGCACUGCGGGGGCCGCUUCAUGCAGGUGAGGGGACCUCCGUCCACCAUUACAGAUGGGCCCUGGAAUUACAAGUAUAAGACCAAAUGCACGUGGCUCAUUGACGGAGGAAACAACACACUGCUACGUCUGCGCUUCAACCACUUUGCCACAGAGUGCAGCUGGGAUCAUCUAUACGUCUACGAUGGAGACUCCAUAUACGCCCCCCUGGUGGCUGCAUUCAGUGGACUCAUUGUUCCAGAGAGUGACAGCAACGAGACGGUCCCGGAAGUGGUUACCAAUGGAUUUGCUCUCUUACAUUUCUUCAGUGACGCGGCCUACAACCUGACGGGCUUUCAUAUCAGCUACAGCAUAGACACGUGUCCCAACAACUGCUCAGGACGGGGGAUCUGCAUUCAGGGGAACGACAGCAACGUGUACUGCGACUGCUUCGAGCAAUGGAAGGGGGAGUCCUGUGAGAUCCCCUACUGCAGGGACGACUGUGGAUACCCCGAGCGCGGAGUCUGCAAUGUGAACGGCACCAAGAGCUGCACCUGUAAUGACGGCUGGCAGGGUCCUGGCUGCUCCAUCCCAGUCCCGGCCAACCAGUCCUACUGGAUUCGAGAAGAGUUCUCCGACCCCCAGAAGACGGGCAGAGCCUCCCACAAGGCGGUGGUGCUGGAUGACGUCAUGUGGAUAGUGGGCGGCUACAUGUUCAACCGCUCCAAUGACCAGAUGGUUAAAGCGUAUAACUUGGUCUCUCACGAGUGGCUCGAGCUGAACAGUUCGGUGAACUCUGUCGCCGUCCGCUACGGACACUCCCUGGCUUUAUACAAGGACAAGAUGUACAUGUAUGGCGGUAAGAUAGACUCCACAGGGAAUGUCUCCAACCAGCUAUGGGUGUUCCAUGUUCAAAACCAGUCCUGGGUCCAGCUCUUGCCGAACGUCAAGGAGCAGUACGCUGUGGUCGGGCACUCCGCUCACAUAGUCACUCUGAGCAGCGGGAGCACCGUCAUGCUGGUAUUUUCUGGCCAUUGCCCCCUCUACGGCUACAUCAGCAGCGUCCAGAGAUAUAACUUGGACACCAAUGUUUGGGAUAUCGUUGAGACUCAAGGAGCUUUAGUCCAGGGGGGAUACGGCCACAGCAGUGCAUAUGAUGAAAACACCCGGUCCAUCUAUAUCCAUGGCGGAUACAAGGCCUUCACCGCUAACAAAUAUCGCCUCGCUGAUGACCUGUACAAGUAUGAGGUCGACACAGGCAUGUGGAGAAUCCUAAAAGACAGCAAGUUUUUCCGCUACCUGCACACGGCGGUGAUUGUCAGCGGCACCAUGCUGGUGUUUGGAGGGAACACCCACAAUGACACAUCCAUGAGCUAUGGAGCCAAGUGUUUCUCUAAGGACUUCAUGGCGUAUGACAUCGCAUGUGACAACUGGUAUGUUCUGCCACCUCCCACCCUGGAGUAUGAUGUCAAUCGCUUUGGUCACACCGCCAUCCUUACAAAUAGCACAAUGUAUGUGUUUGGCGGCUUUAACAGCCUCCUGCUGAGCGACAUCCUGGUGUACACCUCGAAGAGUUGUGAGGCCUUUACUACCAACGCGUCGUGUGUGGCAGCAGGACCUGGAGUGCGAUGUGUCUGGGACAGAGGAGCAUCCCAGUGUUUAUCCUGGGAACAGGCCACUCCAAAGCAGCAAAAUGAGAGCAUCCUCGCGUGUCCUGUAGUAAUGUUUUCAGACAGUGAAAGCCGGUGUGAUCACUACACGGACUGCUUCAGCUGUACGGUGAACUCCAAUGGCUGCCGGUGGUGUAAUGACCAGUGUAUAUCCCUCCACCAGAACUGCAGUCAGGGAGCGGUCACAUUAUAUGAACAGUGUCCGAAGAAUAACUACGGGUUUUACUGCAACAAGAAGACGAGCUGUAAAAGCUGCGCCAUGGACCAGAACUGUCAGUGGGAACCUCGCAACCAGGAGUGUAUCGGCCUGUCAGAAAACAUCUGCGGUGCCAACUGGCAUCUGGUGGAAAGCUCCUGCCUGAGAAUCACAAACACCAAAGAGAACUAUGACUAUUCCAAGCUGGCGUGUCGCAACCACAACGCCAUGCUGGCCUCUCUCACCACCCCCAAGAAGGUGGAGUUUGUGGUGAAGCAGCUGCAGAACAUGCAGGUAAAGAGCGAGCUCACCCCUUGGGUUGGUUUACGAAAGAUCAAUGUUUCUUACUGGUGCUGGGAAGACAUGUCACCGUUUACUAACACCACCCUGCAGUGGCAGCCGGGGGAGCCCAGCGAUGCCGGUUUCUGUGGUUAUCUGGCUGAACCUUCCACAUUGGGCCUAAAAGCGGCAACCUGCAUCCACCAGAUAAAUGGCAGCGUCUGUGAAAAACCAGCCAAUCACAGCGCCAAGCAGUGCCGAACCCCGUGUGCCUCCAGGACGCAAUGUUCAGAGUGCACCAGUGCCAGCUCUGAGUGCAUGUGGUGCAGCAACAUGAAGCAGUGUGUGGACUCCAACGCCUAUGUGGCUUCCUUCCCUUAUGGGCAGUGUAUGGAGUGGUAUACCAUGAGCAACUGUCCGCCGGAGAAUUGUUCAGGAUAUCGUACUUGUGCCCAGUGCCUGGAGCAGCCUGGAUGUGGCUGGUGCACAGACCCCAGUAAUACAGGGAAGGGGCAGUGUAUAGAGGCUUCGUACCAGGGACCGAUGAAGUUUCCAAAUGCUUCUGGGAUUGCAAAGCCAAACUCUGAACCCAUCUUGGAUCUCGGGCUGUGCCCUCAAAAUAACAAUUACAACUGGUCCUUCAUCCAGUGUCCAGCCUGCCAGUGUAAUGGACACAGCAAAUGCAUCAACGAAAGUACCUGUGAGAAGUGUCAAGACCUGACCACCGGCAAGAACUGCGACACCUGUAUCUCCGGCUACUACGGGGACCCGACCAACGGGGGAUCCUGCCAGCCCUGCAAAUGUAAUGGACACGCCUCGAUGUGCAACACGAACAGCGGCAAGUGCUUUUGUACCACCAAGGGGAUUAAAGGAGAAGAGUGUCAGCUGUGCGAAGUUGAAAAUCGAUAUCAGGGGAACCCGCUGAAAGGAACAUGUUACUAUACCCUGCUGAUCGACUACCAGUUCACCUUCAGCCUGUCGCAAGAGGACGACCGAUACUACACCGCCAUCAACUUUGUGGCCACCCCCGAGGAGCAAAACAGAGACCUGGACAUGUUCAUCAAUGCAUCCAAGAACUUCAACCUGAAUAUAACGUGGGCACCAAGCUUUGCAGCGGGCACCCAGGCGGGAGAAGAAAUUCCCAUCAUCUCCAGGACCAAUAUUAAGGAAUGUAAAGAUACCUUCUCCAAUGAGAAGUUCGACUUCCACAACAAUCCCAACAUCACCUUCUUCGUCUAUGUCAGCAACUUCACCUGGCCCAUAAAGAUACAGAUCGCCUUCUCUCAGCACAGUAACUUUAUGGACUUGGUACAGUUCUUUGUCACGUUUUUCAGUUGUUUCCUCUCCCUGCUCCUGGUGGCCGCUGUAGUUUGGAAGAUUAAGCAGAGUUGUUGGGCUUCGAGGAGAAGAGAGCAACUCAUCCGGGAGAUGCAGCAGAUGGCGAGCCGGCCCUUUGCCUCUGUCAACGUCGCUUUGGAAACAGAUGAGGAGCCGCCAGAUCUGAUUGGUGGGAGUGUAAAGACUGUUCCGAAGCCGAUCGCCUUGGAGCCAUGUUGUGGUAACAAAGCGGCGGUCCUUUCAAUAUUUGUACGGCUGCCACGUGGUUUAGGGGGCAUUCCACCUCCAGGACAAUCUGGUCUAGCCGUGGCCAGCGCUUUGGUGGAUAUCUCACAACAGAUGCCAUUAGUGUACAAAGAGAAAUCGGGAGUAGUGCGAAGCCGGAAGCACCAACCGCCCGCACAGCCCGGGACCUGUAUUUGACAUUGGACUUUCACACUUUAGGAGAUCUGAACACUGAUAAUGCUGGAGGAGUCAGAUAUUACCAUGAAGAGACUUGGCAGGGGUGUCACCGAUUCGUACGGGAUCUCUUCCCACAUCUGCAUGGUUCUGUUCACUUUUCCCGGAGGUUUUCCUUCUACUGACAUUCAUGAAUAUUAUUAUUUCUUUUUAUUUUUUUAUGAUUCAUCACAAGGACUGGAAGAUAAAGCUGAAUGAAUCUUAAGUUAUUUUCACUACGGUUUGACUUGAUGCAGCCCCACGCUCAGGGUCCAGGUCCAUAAUUUCCUUAAGUUUCUUAUUUUUUUAUUUUUUUUUUCUUACCGAUUCUGAAUAAAAACAGUUUAUGAUUCCCAGCAACUUUUAAAGAGACAUUCCCAUAAAAAUCGUCAGGAGCAACUCCGGGGACAAGUAUUAAUGAAGUGUUUACGUGGAUGGUGGACACCAUGUGACUCGUCUGCGCAGGGGUUCAUCGGCAGUCUACGGGCACCGACCAAUGCCAGUCUCGGUACCAGCGACACUUGAGGCCAGUCUGACCAGAUAGUCUCAUAGAUUUUCUUCUGUGGCACUAAGCAGUUUUUUCGGAUGGGCAUGGCUGAUUUAUGUAUACGUUGCCUAAUUUGAUAAGACAUUUUUACGUGCUGGAUUAGAAACUACAUGGGAAUACUUGAGGAUCCGUAUAGGGUAUGUUUGUGAACCCUUCAGAUUCUGUACUUGUAUCGACGUGCAGGAUAACCAUGACAAACUUUAUAAGCACACGUUCUUCCUGCAAACACUACUGGGGGUGGUAGGGGAGGGGAACCUCCUACACGUUUCGGUUUUCCGGAUGCCGCAAUCUCUUCCCCCCCCAGUUCACAGAGCUGGUAAUCACAGAGAAUGUCAUAGGGUUAAAGACGCAUCUUCAUUUCACACAUACGCAGCCUUCCAAUAACGGACUUGCUAUCAAAAGCAAUAGCUCCCCCCUGAGGACAUAUGUAUAUCUGUAUAGAAAAAAUUAAAUAAAAUGAUACAAACAAAAAAAAAAA
Hyla sarda is the source of this 5185-nucleotide messenger RNA. RefSeq names its product attractin (gene ATRN). Gene Ontology annotation, cellular component: Golgi apparatus. The transcript is spliced from 30 exons. Gene Ontology annotation, molecular function: protein binding. Bases 108 to 4145 code for a protein of 1345 amino acids. The record is from RefSeq and is a predicted model, not a curated record. NCBI's taxonomy places the organism in Eukaryota, Metazoa, Chordata, Amphibia, Anura, Hylidae.